AAAUCCUGAAACUGUCAACAACAGAAAUUCAAAUGGUGUUACGGUUCUUAUGGCUGCCUGUGAACGAGGCAAUAAAAAGUUAAUAACCUUAUUGAUAGAAUCUGGUGCUGAUCUCAACAUCAGCGACGAAGACAAGAAGUGGACAGCAUUGCAUUAUGCAGUGGAGAAAAAAGGUUGGACAGCUGUCCAUCUUGCCUGUAAAUAUGGACAAAUAAACAUUGUUGAACUUCUCCUGCAACAGAAUGGCUCUGACAUCUGUGCUGUGACCAAGCAUGGUUCCACCCUUCUCCAUAUUGCCUCUGCUCAUGGACGCAUGGAAGUUGUUGAUUUUCUGCUGCAACAGAAUGGCAUAGAUGCCAAUAAGGUCAACAAAGAGGGUGACACCCCUCUACAUUGGGCAGUUCAAAAUCAACACUAUCAUAUGGUGGCUUCAAUGCUGGCCCAGGAUUCAGUGAAACUGGAUAUUGAGAACAAUGAUAAAAGAACACCCUUACUGGACGCCGUGUCUGAAGCGCACAUCGGAAUAGUCCACAAACUUACCACGUGCGGUGCAAACAUGAAUGCCGUCGACAAGGAUGGCAAUAAUUGUUUGCAUAUUGCAGCAGAGAAAGAGGAAUUUCGUUCUGAGAAGGAACAUAUUACCAUUUUAGAUGAGUGCUGUGCUAAGCUUGGGUUGCCGAUCGAAAAGAGGCUCUCUUGUGUUGGAGUCACUUGCUAUCUAGCCCACCAGGGGGCCAACUUGUACAGGAAAAAUAAUAAGAAUGUAGCUCCAUUGGACCUCAUUGAGGAUGCAGAUUUGAAAGAAAAAUUUAAAGUAUUAUUCCCCCCACCACAGUAAGUAUUCAUUGGCAGUGACAGUUUAUUUUCUAUUUUGUAUAUAAUCAUGUUUAUGUUUGUUUAAUUUUAAUUCUACCAAUACAUUAUACUGCCAUAGUGUCUUGAUCAAAGGCCACACAACAAUAGUAUGAAGAACAAUAAA
This is a messenger RNA of Octopus sinensis (East Asian common octopus), 979 nucleotides long. Its product is annotated as E3 ubiquitin-protein ligase MIB2-like. The coding region runs from base 50 to 838 and encodes 262 amino acids. The record is from RefSeq and is a predicted model, not a curated record. Gene Ontology annotation, molecular function: protein binding. Gene Ontology annotation, cellular component: cytoplasm; nucleus. The transcript is spliced from 7 exons. NCBI's taxonomy places the organism in Eukaryota, Metazoa, Mollusca, Cephalopoda, Octopoda, Octopodidae.